AUGAAUUUCCGAGUGCUGGCGUAUUCAAGAAGGUAUAUGUUUUCACCGACCAGCCUGCGACCACCAGCACGGAAUCGUUUGAAUCAGAUGGCUUCGCAUCUUUCGACAGCCGGGAUCUGUUCCUUGGCUGACUUGCCAAGAACCAAUGUAUUCACGUCUAAGAUGCCCCCAGAUCCAGCCUUUGAUACCCCGGAAUCCUCGCACAAAGCGCCGCGGGAAAGUUUAGGGCCUCGAAUGGUCAAGGGAGCUCUGUUUACUUGGGUCCGCCCGGAGCCGACUGACGAACCAGAGCUACUAAGCGUCAGUAUGAAGGCGAUGAGAGAUUUGGGAUUGAAGCCAGGCGAGGAGCGCACGUCACAGUUCAAGGCCCUGGUCGCAGGCAACGAGAUUUUUUGGAAUGAGGAAAAGGGUGGAAUCUAUCCAUGGGCCCAGUGUUAUGGAGGGGGAGUCAAGAAGACUGACAUGUACAGGGUGGCAAUUGUAAGCCAUAUAAAAGCUCGAGAUGCAUCAUUCAAACUGACAAUACAUAGCGGUUCAUGGGCUGGACAACUUGGAGACGGGCGUGCAAUCAGCCUCUUCGAGUGCACCAACCCGCAGACCAAUACACGAUACGAGUUGCAACUGAAAGGGGCAGGCAGAACCCCCUAUUCACGUUUCGCAGACGGCAAAGCUGUCCUCCGGUCAAGUAUCCGUGAAUAUGUGGUCUCAGAGGCUCUUUCCGCCCUUGGUAUACCAACUACGCGGGCACUUUCAAUCACCUUAGCACCCAAAGCUAAGGUACUGCGAGAGCGUAUUGAGCCGGGGGCUAUUGUUGCAAGGUUUGCCGAGAGUUGGUUGAGAAUUGGCACCUUUGACCUUCUUCGUGUUCGCGGAGAUCGUGAGCUGAUCAGGAAGCUUGCGACAUAUGUCGCUGAAGACGUUUUUGGCGGGUGGGAGUCUCUCCCCUCCAUUAUAUCGCUGCGUGAUCAGCAGUCGUCCUCGCAAAUUGAUAACCCCCCAAGGGGUAUUCCUGGCGACCAAGUGCAAGAGCACCAAGAUGUACAGGAGAAUCGAUUUGCUAGACUGUACCGAGAAAUCGCUCGCCGCAACGCAAAAACAGUGGCCGCGUGGCAAGCAUAUGGUUUCAUGAAUGGAGUGCUGAAUACUGAUAACACAUCGAUCUAUGGAUUGUCGCUAGACUACGGCCCAUUUGCAUUCAUGGAUAACUUCGAUCCCCAGUACACCCCGAACCAUGAUGACCACAUGCUGCGAUACGCCUAUCGUAAUCAGCCCAGCAUUAUCUGGUGGAAUCUGGUUCGACUGGGAGAGUCAUUGGGUGAGCUGAUCGGGGCCGGAAGUCGGGUGGACGACGAGAACUUUGUGAACGAUGGUGUGACGGAGGAUUUCGAACCGGAACUAAUCAAACGCGCCGAGACCAUCAUCGAGCGCGUGGGUGAAGAAUACAAAGCGGUCUUCCUAAACGAGUACAAGCGCUUGAUGAGCCGGAGGCUAGGACUCAAGACACAGGCCGAUUCUGACUUCCAAACCCUCUUUUCGGAGAUGCUGGAUACCCUUGAAGCACUCGAACUAGAUUUCAGUCACUUCUUCCGUCGGCUUUCGGGGCUGCCAAUAUCCAGAUUGGAGACGGAAGAAGACCGAAGAGAAGCAGCGUCAGUGUUCUUCCAUGCGGAAGGCUUCGGUGGCAUCGGAUACACCGACGCUACAGCUAGGGAUCGCAUUGCCAAAUGGCUUGAUAGCUGGCGGGCUCGCGUCCUGGAAGAUUGGGGGCCUGCCAACGACGAGGAAAGACAACGGGACAUGAAAUCGGUCAACCCCAAUUUUGUGCCUCGAGGGUGGAUUCUCGACGAGGUUAUCGAGCGCGUUGAGCGCAAAGGCGACCGAGAUAUUCUGGACCGGAUCAUGCGAAUGGCUCUGAAUCCAUUCAACGAUGAAUGGGGUCUCCACAAGGAAGAAGAAGAGCGUUUCUGUGGAGAUGUCCCCAAGUACAAGAGGGCUAUGAUGUGCAGUUGCAGCUCGUAA
Penicillium bovifimosum is the source of this 2019-nucleotide messenger RNA. RefSeq lists its product as uncharacterized. The transcript is spliced from 5 exons. The coding region runs from base 1 to 2019 and encodes 672 amino acids. Lineage: Eukaryota; Fungi; Ascomycota; Eurotiomycetes; Eurotiales; Aspergillaceae. The record is from RefSeq and is a predicted model, not a curated record.